UUAUUUUUUUAAAAACCUCUGCCUCAGCAUUACCAUUUCCUCUCCUCUCUCUGUUUCGCCAUAGAAAAAUUGUCGGAACAACGAACACUCAAACGAUUACAUUCCCUAUGAAAUCCUAAAUUCUCUCGAAAAUUUCUCUCUAUUUCUCUUUGUCAAAUUCUUGUUCCUUAGAUAAGAGAAGAAGAGGUAAUCCAAUUAACGGGAGGAGAAAUGGGAGCUUGUGCGACUAAGCCGAAAGUCGACAGCGGCAAGGCUCCGGCGCCGGUGCCGGAGAAGAAUGUUGAGGAGAAGGAUGUUUUUGUUGACACUGUAGCCUCUGUUGAAGCUGAGAAGACAUUUGAGGAAAACCAGAGGGAUAAAGGCAAGGAAGUUGUUGACGACGAUAAAGUGGAUGAUCAGAGUGUUAAACGCCGCUCUCUUAGCCGCUUGUUUAAGGAGAAAGAAGGGGUGAACCAAUUAUGUGAGAGGCCAGCAGGGGAAACAGAGAAACUGGAGUCUAUAGAGACAGAAAAAGAUGGGAAAGAAUCUGGGACAAAGGUACCUCAAACUGAAGUAGAAACCCAAAAGUGUACACAAGAACCUGAGACAAAGGUGCCUCAAACGGUAGUUGAAACUGAAAAAUGUAUAGAAGAACCUGAGACAAAGGCGCCUCAAACUGUAGAUGAAACAGAAAAAUGCAUAGAAGAACCUGAGACAAAGGGGCUUCAAAUUGUAGUCAAAACCGAAAAAUGUAUAGAAGAACAUUUGACAAAGGCGCCUCGGGCUGUAGUAGAAACCGAAAAACAAGUAGAAGAAGUUGAGAUAAAGGUGCCUCGAACUGUAGUAGAGCCUGAAAAACAUGCAGAAGAAUCUGAAGUAAAAGCACCUCGAACAGAAGUAGAGACUGAAAAAUCUGAAAUUCCAGCUGAAAAACAUGCUGAAGAAUCUGAAGUAAAAGCACCUCAAACAGAAGUAGAGACUAAAAAAUCUGAAAUUCCAGCUGAAAAACAUGCUGAAGAAUCUGAAGUAAAAGCACCUCGAACAGAAGUAGAGACUGAAAAAUCUGAAAUUCCAGCUGAAAAGAUACUGAUCACUGAUGGUCCUACAACUUCUGCGACCGUUCCCGACGAGAAAGUAACUAUAACCUCACCAUCUGACGUCGAGCCAAUAAGCGAAACACCUGUGGAAAAGACAUCAGAGAAUGUAAAAUUGCCCAAAAAAGUUGAGAAACCUGAAGCAGUAACAUUAGUUGAAGCAACACCAGAAAAACAUGAGAGUACAACAUCUGAGCAGAAGAAAGAAGAUAUCAGCAAUAUCGGGAAGACCGAGAUGGAGACAACGAAAGAAAGGAGUACCGAACCAGCACAGAAAAACGAGGAAGCCAAGUUAAGUAGUGAAGAAAAAAGAAGUUGAAGUACAGAAAGUAUGAGUGUUUAAAUUUAUUCUGUGGGAGAAACUUUGGCCAAAGAAGAAGUAGUGGAUGGAAUCUGGGAUGAUCAAGAAGAGUUUAGAUUCGUCAUGAAGGUAAGUUCUUGAGAGGCUUUGUUUCUAUUGUUUUGUUCUAUACAUGAUUUGUUGGUUUUUGAUUGAGUUGCAUAUUCAGUUUGCAUAGACAUUUGAGUUUGAGAGAUUAGUAUAAACAUAGAACGUUGUGUUUUAAA
Molecule: messenger RNA, 1640 nt
Organism: Cucurbita pepo subsp. pepo (vegetable marrow)
Lineage: Eukaryota; Viridiplantae; Streptophyta; Magnoliopsida; Cucurbitales; Cucurbitaceae
Source: RefSeq, a predicted model, not a curated record